AUGGCCUCCUCAUCUGGACCCGGGCCGGGUGAAUAUAGGGCCCUUUCCGGGCUUUUCCGGGUUUACCCUUCCCAUUAUGAUCCCACUGAGAGCCCAACUCGUACUGCGAGACUUCAGGUAGUCUGCAAAGCAUCACUCUUCGCAGUAAUUAGUUGUGUUGGAAUAUUGGCAAUGUCAAGGAGGCCAAUAAAUCCGUCUCGAAGAAUAUCAGAGAGUGGGACAGCUCCAUUUUCAUCUUCCCUUUAUUCAAGAUCCCGCUCUCCCCCUUAUUUAUCAUUAGGUCUCAUCAUUCUGGGAGCAUUCCUACUUUUAGUCUAUUUAUAUGGAGGCCAAGGUAGUUAUGCCCUAAACAAGGGAGCUGUCAGUCGGGUUGAAGGUGACUUUUCAUGUACUUUAGAUGUACAACGUGCUAUUCCAAUUUUAAGAAAAGCAUAUGGCGACAGCAUGCAUAAGGUGUUGCAUGUUGGUCCAGACACUUGUUCUGUGGUUUCCCAGCUGUCAAAAGAGGAGGACACUGAAGCUUGGGGAGUGGAACCAUAUGAUAUAGAGGAUGCUGAUGGUACAUGCAAGAGUUUGGUGCACAAAGGCAUUGUUCGUGUGGUUGAUAUCAAGUUUCCUCUUCCCUACAGGCCGAAAUCAUUUUCUCUAGUUAUCGCCUCAGAUGCAUUGGAUUACUUGUCUCCGAAAUAUCUCAACAAGACCCUUCCUGAGUUGGCAAGGGUAUCGGCUGAUGGACUAGUCAUUUUCACAGACCUGCAAAACCUAGUUACCUCUAAUUUUUCUCCAAAGGAAGUCCACCUCUGA
This is a messenger RNA of Fraxinus pennsylvanica, 804 nucleotides long. Lineage: Eukaryota; Viridiplantae; Streptophyta; Magnoliopsida; Lamiales; Oleaceae. The record is from the annotation of a GenBank genome assembly.